CACGGAUUUUAGGGGUCUAAUUUUUGUUCUCUCACCAGACUCGAUCACCGCGAAUAUACUGUCCCAAAGAUGAUGAUGCCCUCAGGAGGUAAUGCAAUCCUUCCAAAACGCCCAACUCUAUCAACAAUGAUAGAGAAACGAGGCUCAUGGGCGCCUCGCGCCUCCAGCAAUACAAGUUGUGUGGUCAAACCGGCUUCCGGACCUAACCUCCUCAUCCUUUUGCAUCAUCUCUUGACUUACUAUUGUACUAUUCGCCUCCACAGCUCAACCUGGGUUGGUGAUUUUCCCCGUUACCUAAAGCAACAGUAUCAUUAUUCCGCAGCUUCGACCAUUAGGUCCCGACCGUCUGACGGAACUGAAUUCGCGAUCUCGAGAUCAACUUGUAGCUUCCCAGUCAAUGGGAUUUAUGGUGAGUCGUCCUCGGGUAGUUGUGGCAGUAGAUAGCCUCUCUCUCGACUACCUACCUAGCUAUAGGGUUGAGUGCAAAUGCUAACAUGGCUCUGGUGCAAGUGUCCAACGCUACAUUUAAAUCAGUGGAACGUUGUCACGCAGGCAAUCAAUACCUAUAUAAGCGAUCCAGUCCGCAGGGCGGAUUGAUAGCAUGUCUUUCAGCGGGUCGCGGUCCCCCAGGGACUCCACUCGCACUUUAUUCUAUAACCCCAACCCGCAGGAUGAAUUGACCACGGAUGCUGGUACAGGAUUCGAUCAAAAUGGCCAACACUCCUGGGGUCGCAGCGGGUACGACGCAGCAGAUCCUAGCAUAGAUCUACGGCCUGGUCAGAUCUGGGCUGCAUCCGCCAACACCUUUGAUCAAUUUAGACAGGUGUCGCAAGUCGGUAGUCCCGGUACGUGGUUGGAUCAAAAUUAUACGGCGCCGACAAUUUCGGGAGGACUGAGCACAUUGGAAGGUGCUAGGGCUUAUGGUUCUUCUCGGGUACUAGCCGUUCCUGCCCCACCAUAUAGCCCCGAGUCCCCCACGCAAACGCCGUCACCCCCACAACCAUCACACCGAUACAAAUGCAGCAGUAGCGAUUGUGGCAUGUCAUUCAAAAAAUCGAGCGACUUAAAGCGACACUACUCGACCGUUCAUCGGUCCGGGACCGAUCCGCAAUAUAUUUGCAGGUGUGGCCACGAUGGUACACGUAAAGAUAAUUAUAUUCGACACGUGAAAACAUGCAAGGGCCCGUAUUCCUAUAAUAGCAUGUACUUUUGCAAAUGCGAUCGGUCCUCCGUGGACGAGAGCGAGCAUAUCGCUCACAUACGUCAUUGUCCGAGGCCUGCUUCUGCAGUGGUGUCUGAGCGAAACUUUCACUGAAGAGAUUUACGAUUAUCACAAGAUCGUACAGACAAUAGCCAGGAUAAAUUUGGUGGUGAAAGGACUUGAAUGAAAACCGGGGUAGUCAAGAAUGUUUCCUCUACUAAAUAUCAUGGAAGAAUCUAUAACACAAAAGAAGAAAAAAAAAAACGGAAAAUUUGAUUAAAAUGGGGGAC
This is a messenger RNA of Hypoxylon trugodes, 1491 nucleotides long. RefSeq lists its product as uncharacterized. The record is from RefSeq and is a predicted model, not a curated record. The transcript has a single exon. Lineage: Eukaryota; Fungi; Ascomycota; Sordariomycetes; Xylariales; Hypoxylaceae. Bases 602 to 1315 code for a protein of 237 amino acids.